CUCUACUAAAUAUUUUAACGUUAAUUGUAAAUAUUUCGAAACGGAAAAAGGAAAAUUCAAGGAAAAAUUAGCGGGGAAGAGAUGUGUGCUAGUGAACUGCCAACUGGAAAAUUAAAACUCCUUUCAUACCGAUAAUCCUAUUCCACCGUCAUCUGCUCACUACCGACACUUUUUCUACGUUUUUUUUUUCUCUCUCUCUGUCUCUCCGUUUCCCCCAAUUCUCGUCGGAUGUUCUAACCCUAACAUUCUCACCAAAAUAUUGUAGAUCUCUAUUAAUCAUAUCAUUACUCUUUCUUUAUGCACACUACUAAAUAAUUUUCAACAAAUCAUCCUAUUUUUUUUUCCAAUUUUGUUGGAGAAAAAGUGGUGAACAAUGGUGUCUUCUAGUCCUGCUACUCCUGGCCAGCUUCGGAUCUGCAGUUUCUUUGCUUCCCAUUGAAGGGUUAUGCUCCAAUAAUGAUGAUAUUAUGACUGGUGAUAAGUCAAAUUAAGGGUGAAUCUUGUGUAGUAAAUUGUAAAACAAUUGUGGGUUUUUUUGUCAAUACUGAGAAAUUGCUCAUAAGUGAAUUGAGUGUUGUUCUGAGAUUAGGGUUAGAUUAGUUAUUGGUGGUGUUGCAAUGGAGAAUGAUAGUACUAUAAAAAAUGGGUUAUUUGAAACUGAUCUUGAAAUGGGUGGAUGUUGUAAUAACCUAGAAUUAAGUGGGGGUGAAGAAAUUGGAAAUUAUAGAAUGAAGCAAUUAUGCACUGAGAGUCGUAGUGAUGAGGGGAUUAAGUUUGAGGGGAGGGUAACUUCGUCGGUGGCUAUGACUUGUGGGGAUGAUUUAAAGGAUGUGAAAUUGAUGGUAUUAGAGAAGAAGGUAGUGGAAGUUGAAGUACCUGCGAAGAAGGUAGUUAAGGAGAGGCCGAGGGCAAUGAGUGCUAAGAAACCCCCAAAACACCCUCGCCCGCCUAGAGGUUUGUCAUUGGAUUCAGCUGAUCAAAAGUUGAUAAGAGAACUUCAUGAACUUGCUAAGUUGAAGCGUGCUAGAGUUGAGCGUAUGAAAGCUUUGAAGAAGGCGAAAGAAGCUAAGGUUUCUUCUUCAAAAAAUCAGUUAUUUGCAACUUUGCUCACUGUUUUGUUCUGCCUAGUUCUGCUACUUCAAGGGAUAUCAUCUAGGACUAGCCCUGUUGCAAGUAUCCAAGGAUAUCCUAUCCCAACUGCAGUUCCAUACAGCAUAAUUUCCAUUCAGCACGAUCUGAUUUCAUCUGCAAGCUAUGUUAAUAAACCCGGUUCUAAAUCACCCAGAUUAGUGGAACAAUCAAUUGGUACAGAAGAACGGGAAAGUAGAGUUGUAGGCUGAGUACAGGGAUUCAGUCCAGACUUUGGUGCGUCGUGUUAUUCUUCCGCUGCUGAAGUCUGUGUAAAGAUUUGAUUAAUAAUAUCAAAAUGUGGGACCUGUUUGUUUUUGAGAUGUACAUAGGUUGUGUCAUGAUCAUAAGUUACAUGUUCCAUAGCUUCGGGGAGGAUUGGAGCAUCUCAGUGAUGAAUCGACUUAUGUUCAUCAUGUAUACUGUAUAGUGACGUUUUAGCGUUGGGAGUACAUAUGCUUAUCCUCUUUGACCAGGUUGCUAGUGAAAAAAAUGGAGUAGUCAGUUUUGUCUAUUCUUGGUAGGAUUCAUAUGAGGUUCUUUUGAGAGAUGUACAAUGAUCUUUGCUUUACUCAAACUUCAGAUUCCAGAUUUGAUGACAUAAA
Messenger RNA from Amaranthus tricolor (Joseph's coat), 1733 nucleotides. RefSeq lists its product as uncharacterized. Bases 618 to 1340 code for a protein of 240 amino acids. The transcript has 5 exons. The record is from RefSeq and is a predicted model, not a curated record. Lineage: Eukaryota; Viridiplantae; Streptophyta; Magnoliopsida; Caryophyllales; Amaranthaceae.